Hyla sarda is the source of this 2258-nucleotide messenger RNA. It is a transcript of the gene PUS7L, whose product is annotated as pseudouridine synthase 7 like. Gene Ontology annotation, cellular component: nucleus. NCBI's taxonomy places the organism in Eukaryota, Metazoa, Chordata, Amphibia, Anura, Hylidae. Gene Ontology annotation, biological process: pseudouridine synthesis. The coding region runs from base 154 to 2202 and encodes 682 amino acids. The transcript has 9 exons. Gene Ontology annotation, molecular function: pseudouridine synthase activity; RNA binding. The record is from RefSeq and is a predicted model, not a curated record.
AGGGCACAGUGCAGGGGGAAUCAUGGGAGAUGUAGUUCUGAACUAUGCAAAGCGAGUAGACACCCAGGAAGUGCAGCAGAUGAAUGGAAACAUUGAGAGAACUGUGUCCAGGUGAACAGGGAGGACAGUACAUUCAGACUGAUCUUGAAUACAAUGGAAGAAAGACCUCUAGACCUUAUCUCUCUAUCUUAUAUAAGUGAUCACAUUGGCUUUUAUGGAACCAUUAAAAAUGCCCCGUCCGACUUUGUAGUAACAGAGGUGGAUCUCACUGGUCGGCUUGUUACAAACGUCCAUGGGGAAGAUUUAGAAACACAGUGGAAUAGUGAAGAAAACUACAAGAAGGCCAAGGUAUGCCCAAACACCACUGAAGCUAACAUUGAAGACGCACUUGAUGGAGCUGAUAGAGAUAUAUGUGAGGCCGUGGAGAAAGAAAAUAAUGUUUUUGAAGAGCGGGAUCUUCUUGAACAUGAAGUAGACCAAUAUAAUAUACUUAACACUUUGUUGUGUCUAGAUGUGCAGGAAGCCUUAACUAACUUUGCACGUUCAGUAAGAUCUACCUUUCAAUCUAAAGUAUCUGAAGGUGAACAACGUGAACUGUCUUUGGGGACGUUUUCGGACAAACAUGCCAGAGCCAUUCUCCAUGGUGCUGUGCGACAGACGUUCCCGUUCCUUCUCACUUUUACCAGAAGCACCGAGGUUCUUGUUAAACCAAACCUGGAUUACCAAGAGCUUUCCUUGCUGACAUCUGAAGAGGAAGCAGACAAAUUCUUUACAUUUAUAGAUGCAAAAGUGGAAAACUCAAGGUUUACAUUUGAACCAGAUGUGCGUAAAGAACACAGGACAUCUGUACAUCAUUUCAUCAGUAAGAAAUUUGGGAAGCUGGUAGAAACCAAGUCCUUUUCUGAGAAAGGCUCUGAUGCGCUGCAGAAAGUGUGUAUAACUGUGAGAUUCCGGGAGAAAAAGGGCUCAUCUGGAAAGAGACAGAGAUCAGAGGAAAAAGCUGACAUAUUUACAGCGUUUACCCUUGAGAAAGUGAACCUGGAAACUCUGGAAGCCAUAAGUUACCUGGCCUCUUCACUUGGCGUGCUCCCCUCGGACUUUAGCUAUGCUGGUAUUAAAGAUAAGAAAGCCGUGACUUCUCAGUCUGUUGUUGUAAAGAAAAUUUCUCCAGAAAGACUGCAUAGUGUUCAAUGUUUACUUGAAAAAAAGGGGAUGAAGAUAUACAACAUCCAUCCUACUAAGCAGCACUUACAUCUUGGUCACUUAAGUGGGAACCAUUUCAACAUUGUUGUGAGAGGUGUAAGAUGUCAUAGUGGUGAUACAUUAGAAGACCUUGAGAAGACAGUUGAUGAGGCGGUACAGAAUGUCAAGAACAGAGGCUUUAUUAACUAUUAUGGGCCACAAAGAUUUGGGAAAGGGCUGAACGUGCAGUCGCAUAAAAUUGGAUUAGCUUUACUAAAAGAAGAAAUGGCACAGGCUGUCAAAUUGUUCUUCACGCCUGAAGAACAUGACGAUCCUGUAAAUAAAGCAAAAACUUUUUUUUGCCAAAACGAGGAUAUUAAAGGUACCCUUGCACUAAUGCCAGCCUAUAAAGUCCGUGAGAGAAUGAUGCUGCGGGCACUGAAUAGAUAUGGGAUGAAUGAUGAGGGAUGUCUACGAGGAUGGCUCAGUAUUCCACAUUCCAUGAGGAUCUUCUACGUCCACGCAUAUUGCAGUAAGGUCUGGAAUGAAGCUGCAUCUUAUAGAAUAGCUACCUAUGGCACCGAAGUUGUAGAAGGGGACCUUGUACUUCACAACCAGGAUGCAAAUGAAACAACUUCAUUGAGUGACAGAGUUCAUAUUGUUACAGCUGUAGAAGAGGAAGAAAGAGUUUAUUCUAUACAUCAAGUAGUGCUUCCAAUGCCUGGACACAGUAUCAGAUAUCCUACUAAUCAGGUUGGACAGUGGUAUAAAGAGGCGCUUGCCAGUGCUGGGUUGCAGUCCUGUAAGUUUCGAAUUGGCACGUUGCAGUUGAAUGUUCCUGGCUGUUACAGAUCUAUAAUAAAGUUUCCACGUAAUUUGAUUUAUGAAACUGUUACAGAGAUUAAUGACCAAAGCCAGGAGAAAGCAUCUGAACAUACAGCAUUAAAGCUGUCAUUAACCUUAGAUUCUUCCUGUUAUGCUACUGUUUGUCUUCGAGAGAUGAUGAAGUGCAACUUUUAAUGCUCCAUGAUCUGUGAUUGUAAAUUUUAUUUGAUGUUAAAUAAAUAAACAAAGAA